AUGAUCAAUUUUUGGGUUGCUCUUACGCUUUUCCUCAAUGCUAAUGCUGUAGCCUCGCAUAUCUUGAGGCCUGCACCUGUGGCCGAUAUCCAAUUCGAUAAAUCCGCACGCGCUCUACAAGACAGGGGUCUUGGGCAAGGUAGUCGUAAAGUGGCUCAAGAGGCAUGCGGCGAUUACAACUUCGUGUUCACCGGCUUGCCGUGGAACCAUCCCGCUAUCAAAGCAAGCGGUUUCACACCCGCGCAAGUUGAAGCUAGUAUACGGGCAGAUGUGAAGGCUAUUGUAAAUGCUGGGUAUAACAUCAAGGCCGUACUUGUCGGGCCAGAGGACACCCUGGGCGAUAUAUCUUCCGAGCUGAAGGGUGUGAACUGGACAGGGACUGGCGUUGGAUUUGGCGUCCGAGGAAACCCUUCCCCGGUCAUCACACGCCGGCUUAUGGACAUUAUUCAACUGUACCGCGACGAGGUACCUCAAGCUCGUAUUCUAUUCAAUUAUUCACCCAACUCGAGUCUUUGGGCUAUUCAGCAGUAUUUCCCACUUCCGAGCUCUCUGGACUGUCAAUGUGGGCCUGGAAAAGACCUG
Molecule: messenger RNA, 582 nt
Organism: Colletotrichum graminicola M1.001
Lineage: Eukaryota; Fungi; Ascomycota; Sordariomycetes; Glomerellales; Glomerellaceae
Exons: 4
Source: RefSeq, a predicted model, not a curated record